Molecule: messenger RNA, 1053 nt
Organism: Arabidopsis thaliana (thale cress)
Lineage: Eukaryota; Viridiplantae; Streptophyta; Magnoliopsida; Brassicales; Brassicaceae
Exons: 2
Coding region: 269-709 (146 amino acids)
Source: RefSeq, marked reviewed
UGCUGCUGAGUAAUAUCAUCAUCAGUAAAUGAUAAGGUAAGUGACUCAAAAUCUGAUUAUUAUAGCAGCAGUCAAAGUAAGAUCACGUAAUUAGAUCCCAAUAACUAUUUCUUCAAACACACACAAAUCUUGGUCUAUAAAGCAACACGCUUUAGAAGUCUCUAGUUAUCUAACUCAUAUCUCUAUCCAAGAUUGUCUCAGUUACUGUCACAAGAAUAAGAUACGAGCUUUCAAGAAUCCUAACGGAUUUACAAGAAGAGAAAUCACAAUGAAGAGAUACUGUUCAGUGGCUCUGGUUCUGUUACUUGUAGCUUUCUUUAGCAGCAAGUAUAGUGUAGAGGGCCGUUCUUUGUUAACGAUGACACAUUCGAGUCAAGCUGCGAGAGAUUUGCAUGUAAGCAAGGAGAUGAAGAAAGAGCCACUUAAGGGAGAAAAAGAUAGCUUAAGAAGAAUCCCAAGGGGUGGCUCAAACCCUAUACAGAUUGACAAGGAUCAGGAGAAAGCAUCAGUUAGAGGAGAAAAAGAUAGCUUCCGAAGAGUCCCUACUCCUACUCCUGCUUCUUCAUCGCGUCACUUGUCUGCUUCUUCUUCCGAUAUCUCUGCUUCUGAUUCCUCUUCCUCUCUUCCCGUAACUCUUGACUCCAUCAAUACCAAGGUUCUCAAAUAUGAGUAUGCUGUCCGUGGAGAAAUUAUCAACAUUGGUCAAUGAUGAGACUGGAUGUGUUGAGGCCUGAGAGAGUCGGCUGGUCAAACACGUGAAAGAGAAAACCUAAUUGCAUGUUUAGGGAUUAAGCUAAGACUUAGUCUAUGUUAUUAUUCUGUGUCAAUUUGUGUCGUGCAAAUAAAUAAGAGUGACUUGGUUUCCUUGUUUUAAGGAACCAGCAUUCCAACCUUUCCCGUUUGUUCUUAAUUGUAAGAAUCACUUGUUUCCUUCGUUAUUUGCUUUUUCUUGUACGCCUUACAUAAAAUAAGAAAACGACCAAGAGAAAAUGCAGUUUCAAUCUGCCAAAAAUACUUCAUGUGGUAUAUAAAUAUGGUACAUGUGCAGGUCAA